This is a messenger RNA of Poecilia latipinna (sailfin molly), 1735 nucleotides long. Its product is annotated as myeloid cell surface antigen CD33-like. The record is from RefSeq and is a predicted model, not a curated record. The coding region runs from base 20 to 1447 and encodes 475 amino acids. The transcript has 7 exons. NCBI's taxonomy places the organism in Eukaryota, Metazoa, Chordata, Actinopteri, Cyprinodontiformes, Poeciliidae.
UUUAAAAAAUACAAUUGAAAUGGCUGUAGAAGAACCUGAUGUUUUGAAAAAUGUUUUAAUGUCAAACUCUUUCCUUCAUCUUGUCUCUGAGCUGAUGGAGGGAUGUAGCAGUGAGAUGGCAGCUUUCUCUCAGAAUAUGCUGACAGUCAGCGUGUUACUGAGUGUCUUCUUUCUUCCAGGAGUUCAGACUGGAUGUAAAAACAAAGACCCAGCCCUCAUCAUUACUGCACCAAAGGAGAUGGAAGCUCUCAAUGGAUCCUGUUUGCUAAUCCCAUGUAGCUUUAGAGAAAAACCAGAGAAACCAGGAGAAAAGUUUGACAACAAGAGAGAAAUAUUUGGAGUUUGGAUUAAAAGUGAUUCAGCAUUUGGAAACAAUCCAAACAACGUGAUUUACAACAGCAGUCGGUCACAAAACAGCUACGCAGUGAACAUUUCUGGAAACCUGAGAGAGAAGAACUGCACCUCUGUGUUUUUUAAUGUAAACUCAAGUCAAACAAAGCGUUACUUCUUCAGGAUUGAGAACUGGCUGUUCAGAGGAACAGCUUCCUGUGAUCCUGUUAAUAUAACAGUUAGAGAUUCUGCUUGGAGCCCCAGGAUUGAAAUCUCAGGUGACGUGAAGGAGAAGAACUCUGUCACCGUAACGUGCUCAGCUCUCACUCCCUGUCCAUAUUCACCUCCUGAACUCACCUUGAACCUCCAGCCAAACCCUCACAGACAGAUGGAGAGGAACACAGAUGGAACGUUUACAACUACAAUCCAGCAGAAAAUCACUCUGUCAGGCUCAAAUGAUGUUUCCAACAUCACCUGCUCUGUCAGAUAUCCUGUGAAUGGAGGAAAACACAAGACAGCAAAUACAGAAGUGACUCUCAGUGUUUCCUAUGCUCCUAAAAGCACCUCAGCAUUUAACUGGGUGGAGCUGAACUGCUCCAGCAGAGCCAGUCCUCCCAUCAGCUGCAUCACCUGGUCCAAGAACAGCACUUAUAAAGCCAUGAUAGUAGCUGAAGGAGACGUCAGAUUAACCGUCUAUGAGGGAGAAGUCGACUGCCGUAACGUCUCUGAUAAGUUCUCUAAAGAUAAUCUGCUGAUUCCCCUCAUUACAGUGACUGUUGUCGUUGUGCUCAUCUUCCUGGUUGUAUGGUUCUUGAAGUCCAGACGUACUGCUGUACAACACAAUCAGACUGAAGCACCUGAGGAGCCUGGUGUUCUUGCAUCUAGUGAUACAAAAAUGCCAUCAUUAAAAGGCGUUCUUCAAACACCAUCUAAUGAAAGGCAGGAAGAACUUCACUAUGGGGAUGUGAACUUCAUAAAGAAACCUUCCCGUGUCUCAGAGAGUACCAGUGGAGACCAGCAGGAGACGCUGUACUCCCAGGUCAAAGUGUCUGAGCCAAAGAACAGAUCAGCUGACAGCUCAGAUCCUCUCUACUCUACGGUACAGAAACCUGGCUGAAACUUACAGAAACUCUGUUCUUAUUACUUACAGUUGGGGACAGGAGUCCUAACACAAUAAUAAUGGGCUUGUUUAUUUUUUUCAGAUUUUUUUGUUUGUUUGUUUGUUUGGAUGCUUCGGUACUGAUGUGGUGUGAGAGUGAUAUGUAUAGUUUGCAGGUUUUUGUACUUUAAUUUAUCUUCUGAUCUUUGUUGUAUUUUAUUUUCAUUAUUUACUGCAAAGUAAGCAAUUAUCUCAAUAUUUGAAAAUGUAAUAUUUACACUUAAAUAAACAAUGUCUAGAUACAGU